AGCCAAUUAAUGAGGCCAACAUUAUAUCUCUUAUCCAGUCGUGCCCAGACAGAACGUCUAUAUAAACCUGAUCUUGCUGUAGUCCUCUAACCAACAGUUUCAAUCUCCCAAAUUACUACUUUACCAUUUUAUUAUUACUACUCCAACAAUGAAGUGUACUCUCAUCUCCCUCCUCGCCGUCCUAGGCCCUGCUCUCGCCAGCCCAACCCCCCUCGCCCGCGACCUCAACACCAUCAAGAGCGUCCUCAGCGACAUCCAAACGCAAGUCACCUCGCUCAACACAGCCAUCACAGCAAAGCCCCUCAAGGCUGAUCCAGUAAUCACCCAAUCCAACAACCUCGUCAACACAAUCAACAAGGGCGCCAGCACCGUCAACGCCCAGGACAGCCUCAACCAGAUAGACGCGCUGGGUCUCGUCUCACCCACGCAGGACCUCGCCGACGACACCGACAAGACCAUCGAGAGCCUGAUCAGCAUCAAGCCGGACGUUCUGAAGAUGGGCGAGGGCUGCACGACCCUCACGGCACUGAAUAAGCAGCACAAGGCUGCUACGGAUUUGAGUUCGGCGAUUGUGGCUAAAGUGCCUGAGGCGCUGGGGAGUACGGCCGAGAAGCUCUCUGGGAAGAUCUCUGCGUCGAUUAAGAAGGGUGUGGGUGUGUAUAAGGGUUCUUGUGAUGAGGAGGCUUAGUUAGGAAUUGAAUGCUGAGGAGACUGGAUGUUAUUAGGCGACAUAGUCGAGCUGGCUGGACUAUGUACUGUCGCUAUUAGAUGUAUCAUACUCGACUUGGACAAUAUAUCAUGCAAACUGGCCCUUUCGUAACUGUAAA
Molecule: messenger RNA, 827 nt
Organism: Aspergillus versicolor CBS 583.65
Lineage: Eukaryota; Fungi; Ascomycota; Eurotiomycetes; Eurotiales; Aspergillaceae
Product: cell wall mannoprotein 1 family protein
Exons: 1
Coding region: 149-688 (179 amino acids)
Cellular component (GO): extracellular region
Source: RefSeq, a predicted model, not a curated record